Molecule: messenger RNA, 1583 nt
Organism: Durio zibethinus
Lineage: Eukaryota; Viridiplantae; Streptophyta; Magnoliopsida; Malvales; Malvaceae
Source: RefSeq, a predicted model, not a curated record
AGUAAGAAACCCAUGAAAUUGAAACAAUGCGGUCAGUCAUUCAUUUUCUCGAACCCAAAGCGAUGGGCUGAUUUGUCAUUUCCUUGGCAAACUGCCUUAUACGCUCAACUGUUUGACCUAUUCCUUAACUCAUCUGAAGUUCAAACUUUCAAACCCCCGAUAGAAGGCUCUGGAGUCUUUAGAAAUUCAACCCUGCCCAACAUUAAAACUAGUCAUCUAUUUUGUUUUUCCUCCUAAAACGUUUCUCUGUCCCCUAAACCAUCGAAAAGAAGCCCCUUCCCUCUCUUUUCUCCAAAAACAAAACAAAAACAGGCAAGAAAGAAGAGUUGGGAUACAGAUAUAGGAAGGCAUGGGUACUUUAGUGGGGCAUGUUGCACCGGGUUUUGCCUUCUUUGCACUUGGUUUUUGGCAUCUUUUUAAUCACAUCAAGCUCCAUUCUCUUCACGGAAAUUCCUACUCAUCUUCCCCAUGGUUCCCCACAUCAAAAUUAAGGUACAUAGAGCUGUUCCUGAUCAUGAUAGGCUCCUCCAUCUCCAUCUCCAUGGAGCUCUUUAUUGGCCCUGAAAGACACCAACCUUUUGAUCCUGAUGGAACCAUCCCAUCAAAUCAUCUCCACAACUUUGAGCACUCUGCUAUAUCAAUGACUUUCUUUACUUAUGCAGCUUUUGCUAUACUCCUUGAUAAAAUUAGCCCCAAAGCUAAGUAUAGCCUAACACAGUUUCUUGGAGCAGUAGCCUUUGCCCAACAACUACUCCUCUUCCACCUUCAUUCAGCUGAUCACAUGGGAGUCGAGGGUCAAUAUCACUUGCUUUUACAGAGUGCCAUAGUUGUGUCUUUAGCCACCACCCUCAUGGGAAUUGGGCUUUCUAAGAGUUUCAUGGUCAGCUUCAUUCGGUCUCUCAGUAUUUUGUUUCAAGGUGUGUGGCUUAUAGUCAUGGGGCACAUGCUCUGGACUCCAGGGUUGAUUCCCAAAGGCUGUUUCAUCCACUCUGAAGAGGGUCACCAGGUUGUUAGGUGCUCAAGCCUUGAGGCACUACACCGAGCUAAAUCAUUAGUAAAUAUUCAAUUUAGCUGGGCCUUGAUAGCUCUCACCAUUUUUGCGAUGGCUUUCUAUUUGGUUUUGGUUAAAUUAUACGGAGAAAAGGUUACGUAUUCGACAUUGACAAAGGAAGACGACCUGGAACUUGAAGAAGAUUCUGAUGAUGUUGAAUCUCAGAAGCAGAGCAAAUAUGGAGAGCCGAAAAGCUUUAUUGUUACGGGAAAGGGCUAUGCAGCUAUGGACAGAGAAAGGUCGAUUAAAGAGAAAUGAAAAAUUUGGGUGCCGAUUAGGUACGUGUACAAAGUUAGUUUGGUGGAAAUCCCACUUCCUUUUAAUUAAGCUCUGCAAUAAUUCGGGGCUUAAUGACAGCAGAAUGUGUCGUGGGCAGAGGAUUUGAAAAAGUGUGUUGUUUGGGAGAAAUUGGUGUGAAAUUGUUUGGUCUGAAUUCAUGGGCUUUGGAGUUAGGGUGAUUUCAGCGUGAUUGGAAGUGUAGAUGAAGUAUAUAUGUUAAUUCGCGUAUUUAUAUUUUGUAAAAUAUUAAUAA